Messenger RNA from Plutella xylostella (diamondback moth), 1737 nucleotides. RefSeq lists its product as uncharacterized. NCBI's taxonomy places the organism in Eukaryota, Metazoa, Arthropoda, Insecta, Lepidoptera, Plutellidae. The record is from RefSeq and is a predicted model, not a curated record.
GAGGCGCCACGGCUACGGCUGGGCGCGCGCAUGAGAAAAGCGUUUGUUUCAAACGAAACUCGGCAUCCGCGUAGCUCGCCCGCCUGCGCGACCUUUGUCAAACAAAUAAUAUGACAAGACUGACUAAUGCUCAGGCCAGGCGGAAAGUACCUGUGUGCUAGUGACUUGUGAAAACAACCGGAUUACGGCUAUACGGCGCAGGAGUUACGCUGCAGUCGUUAUCAGUGAAAGUAUGGCGAUAUGUGACAGAUGGGUCGCACUCAAGAUAGUAGAGUUUCUCCUCUGCGUGGCGUGCGUGGCGGCGCGGCGCGUGUCGUCGGACGACGAGGCGCGGCUGGCGCUGCUGCUGCAGAAGCUGUCGCGAGAGUGGUCGCUGCUCAACUCCGUCACCUGGGAUUCGGUCGGCGGGUCCUUCGCUGACGCGGUUUAUGGAGGUUACGUGAUCAUCACGUUCGGGCUGCUGCUCGGCCGCAUAUUCCAGGAGGUGCCGAAGGGGCGCCGCAUCCUCGAGGGCUUCCUGCUGGGAUGUGGCCUUCUGUUCUUCCUAGUCCUCGGUGGUUUGGCGCUGGCGUCGCUCGACUCGGUUCCCCACACGCUGGUGACUAACGCCACUGUCCUGGGGACGCUGUCGCUGAUAGUGGCGGCUUUAUUCCUCCUUGACCUGAUGAGUCCGCGAGUGUACACGGCGGCUCGGCCCACACAGACCGAAGGCACGGAGACUGUAUCUCCGAUUGUGGGAAAGAAGGUCUCCAUAGCCAACCCGCCCAACACCAAUGGCCAUCUACCCAACGAUCCCGCCGCCAAAACGAAUGGCCACUUACCCAAUGGCCACGCAAAUGGACAUUUACCAAAUGAUAAGAAAGAAGCGGACGAUAAAACCAAAGAAGACAAAAUGACCCAAAAAGAGGAGACAACUUUAUUCGACGCACCUAAACACUACCCAAAGUUCGACGACAGCCCUACAGAUGACCUAGGGAAGUCCAAGUUCGGUUCUCUGAGAGACGGCAUGGAGGGCGGCAACUACAUCCGUCUGUCGGACCCUCUGGCUCCCGACCGGUACGACCGCCUGCACUACGAGCACGAGCUCGCCAAGUUCAACGAAAAGUACUUCCGAGACUACCUGGAUACAGUCGACGGAAGAUUCAAUGUUAAAGAGGACUACUUGCCUGAGCCGCAGCUGCCGUUGUUCUCUAAGGUGCGCUCGCCGCGGCUGAAGAGCCUCUAUGAAGACGUGUCUCCGACGUACGAACAAAAACGAGCAUCGAAAUCCCCUUCCCGUGUGCGAACAGUCUCCACACCCACGCUGCAGCAGUUAGAGGACUAUUUAAAAGGGUCGAACAGGAACAAUAGACGGGCCGACACGCCGGCGUUGUUCCCUAUGGAGCCGAUAGCGGAGCGCGCGGACGGGCUGGACGGGCGCGCGUCGGGGACGCCCACAGACCCCGGCUUCGUGCAGUACUCGGCCGACAAGUGGCCCGACAAGCGCGACAUACGCACGCCCCGGCAUAGUCCUACACAUUGAUGGGGAAGUGGCUCGGUGCUAUCAAUAAGGGUCUGAUGGACAUUGAAUGCGUGAUCAAUAAGUUAGCAAGUGAUAACUUUUAUAAAUAUAUAUGAUACGAUAAGAAAGACGCGAUGAUAGGAAUUUAAGUUAGUAUUAUGAUUUACUAACUUUAUGUUUAUUUAAAGUAAGUCAAAUGUAUAUUUUUACGCGAUAUUAAAGUAACGAAGUGUCAA